Alnus glutinosa is the source of this 2617-nucleotide messenger RNA. Its product is annotated as lysM domain receptor-like kinase 3. Gene Ontology annotation, molecular function: ATP binding; transmembrane receptor protein kinase activity. The record is from RefSeq and is a predicted model, not a curated record. Lineage: Eukaryota; Viridiplantae; Streptophyta; Magnoliopsida; Fagales; Betulaceae. Gene Ontology annotation, biological process: innate immune response; protein phosphorylation. Bases 264 to 2273 code for a protein of 669 amino acids. The transcript has 11 exons.
AGUUUACCAAAAACCAAACCAAAUCAGAAAAGAAAAAAAAACAUGCUCUGUUUCCAGUCCUCCCAAUCCUUCCAAACCACCCCUACGAGGACAUCAACCUCUUCCGCCUCUUCCAAGUUCAUCUACCCAUUAUCUCAUCGAAAUUGCUGUGCUCUCUCUGAUUUUUCCUCGAAAUUCAGCUCAAACUAAUUAGUUCCCACAAAUUCAUAUACUUGUUGUUUUACUCUUUUUCAGCUGAUCGAAGUUGUAGCGGCUACCGAACCAUGAGUAUAGCACGCACACCUCUUUCAUUUCUUCUUCUUCUUCUGCUUGUGCCUCCUCUUGUUCAUAGUCUGUCUCUGUUUUCGUACCCAACCCCAAUGAACUGCACGGAUACCACGCGCCUGUGCACGUCGUUUUUGGCGUUCAAGCCCCAGCCGAACCAGACCCUGGCCGUGAUCCAGUCCAUGUUCGAUGUCCUCCCAAACGACGUAACCGUGGAGAAGAGCAGCAGCAACGGCCUCAACUACCUCUUCGUCCGGAAAAACUGCUCGUGCUUGCAAACCGACAAGCAGUACGCGACCAACACCACCUUCACUGUGCAAUCCAGCGAGGGAUUCGUCAACGACAUAGCCAUGGAAGCGUACGAUGGGCUGGCUUUCCCGCUGCCCAGUACGACGCGGAAGGCAUCGGUCCGGGCUAUCGUUUCCCUGAGGCUCUUUUGUGGGUGCUCCAGUGGGUUGUGGAAUUACUUGAUGAGCUAUGUGAUGAGAGAUGGGGAUACUGUGCAGUCCUUGGCCAGUCGGUUUGGUGUGAGCAUGGAUAGCAUUGAGCAAGUGAAUGGGAUUCUGAAUCCUGAUAAUGUCACCGUGGGUGCUCUCUAUUAUAUUCCUUUGGAUUCAGUUCCUGGCGAGCCUUAUCCCCUUGAGAAAGAUAUUCCUCCUGCACCCACUCCUGCUCCAUCUGUUGACAGUUUCCCAGUAAAUCAAGUGAAUCACAAGGGUCAUACGCCAUAUGGAUGGAUUGUUGGGGGUUUAGGGAUUGGCCUUGCAUUGGUUGUAUUAAGCAUAGUUGUUUGUGUUUCCUUGAGGUCAUCAAACUGCUUUACUGAAGCCCGAAGGAGUGACACAAAAGAUCCCGAUAGCAAAGUUUCUCAUAAAUUUCAUAUUCUUGGAAAAAGCAAUUUCUGUUGUGCUUCAGGAAGGUAUAUCUGCUGCCAGUCCAGGGAUGAGAAGCAAACCAAUGGGGAAUCUAGCAAUAACCAGAUUACUAUUCCUAAAGCUCUAGUGACCGAUGUGUUUGACAUGGAGAAGCCUGUGGUUUUCACAUAUGAAGAAAUUUUUUCUGCAACUGAUGGGUUCUCUGAGUCAAGGCUUCUUGGACAUGGAACUUAUGGUUCUGUGUAUUAUGCCCUGCUUCGCGACCAGGAAGUUGCUAUUAAAAGAAUGACUGCUAUGAAAACUAAAGAAUUUAUGGCAGAGAUGAAAGUCCUGUGCAAGGUUCAUCACGCAAAUCUGGUAGAAUUGAUUGGCUAUGCGGCUACUGAUGACGAGCUCUUCCUUAUAUAUGAAUUUGCCCAAAAGGGUUCCCUUAAAAGCCAUUUACAUGAUCCUCAUAACAAGGAUCAUACAUCACUUUCUUGGAUCAUGAGGGUCCAGAUUGCCCUUGAUGCUGCUAGAGGUCUUGAAUACAUCCACGAGCACACUAAAAACCAUUAUGUACAUCGAGAUAUCAAGACAAGCAACAUCUUACUUGAUGGUACCUUCAGGGCAAAGAUUUCAGAUUUUGGUUUGGCGAAACUUGUUGGAAGAACAGGUGAGGGAGAAUCUUCAACAACCAAAGUUGUUGGUACAUAUGGUUAUCUGGCUCCAGAAUACUUGAGUAAUGGUCUUGCCACAACCAAAAGCGAUGUCUAUGCAUUUGGUGUUGUUCUUUUUGAGAUUAUAUCGGGAAAGGAGGCAAUUAUACGAACAGAAGGCAUGAUGAUGAAAAAUCCCGAAAGACGCUCACUGGCAUCGAUUAUUUUAGCAGCUCUAAGGAGCUCACCUGACUUCAUGAGUAUGUCAAGCAUGAAGGAUUACAUUGAUCCAAAUAUGAUGGAUUUGUAUCCCCAUGACUGUCUAUUCAAGACGGCUAUGCUGGCAAAGCAAUGCGUGGAUGAUGACCCCAUCCUAAGGCCUGACAUGAAGCAAGUUGUGAUUUCCCUGUCUCAGAUUCUCCUGUCCUCUGUAGAGUGGGAAGCAACUCUUGCUGGGAACAGCCAAGUGUUCAGUGGCCUUGUUCAAGGAAGAUAGUGGUGGAACAAGCUUCUAUUCAAUCCACUACUAAUUUUAAGUCUUCCUUUUUUCUUUACAAAAAGCCUUAUCUUUCUAGCUAUGCGUGUAUAGAAGCUCAGGCAUUCUACGGAGGUGGUAAUUAAGAUGGUAUUUAUAUGUCGUCAUCCUUUAUCUCUCACUUUCAAUUUAUUUUUUUUUUUCUUUUAAAUGUUCAAUUCUUUCUGAAGUUUGUUUGGGAAAAUUUUGAUGUAAAAUGUGAUGUAGCUGAGGGAGGAUGUUGUUGUAUUGUAAUUACAAACAAGCUAUUUGAGUAGCUUAGCGAUUAUAUUCACCUAAAUCUAUAAAUGUUUGUCCUUCACAGC